Messenger RNA from Puntigrus tetrazona (Sumatra barb), 1529 nucleotides. RefSeq names its product GRAM domain-containing protein 2B. NCBI's taxonomy places the organism in Eukaryota, Metazoa, Chordata, Actinopteri, Cypriniformes, Cyprinidae. Bases 158 to 1207 code for a protein of 349 amino acids. The record is from RefSeq and is a predicted model, not a curated record. The transcript is spliced from 13 exons.
UAAUAACUGAAGACGCAAGAGUUUAUCAAUUACUUUUAUUAAACAUUCUCCAGGAUUUGGGCGCAGGCCUGGUAAGGGUUCGGUGGGAGCGGCUGUGGCUGGUAGUGGGCGCGGCUCUGUAUCCAGGGGGCGUGGCCACUGCUUUAGUGAGAUCUGAAUGAAGUAUAUAACACACAGAUCUGCAGAGCACCGCUCAAUAAAGUCUGGAUCCUGCCCGAGCAUGAUGGGAAGUAAAAAAACUAACAGGAGGUUCUCUCUGGAGAGCUCAGGAUAUCAGCUGGAGACCGAAGCAAAGCCCAAGAACAGCUUGCUGAGAAGAUCUUCAGACAGCAGGAGCUUCCAAAAUCCAGACGAGAGUCACCUGGAGCUUCUGGAGCACAGCAUCUUACACAGAUCCAUGACCAUCGAGGAGGAGGGUCUGGACCAGCCCGAUGGAUCUGCUGUUCGUAAUAGCUUCAAGACCCACAACAAGACCUUCCACAAACUCUUCCCUGAGAUCCCAGAGACCGAGGAUCUGGAACACAGUGUUUAUGUUUCAGUGCACAGCUGCGGUCUGCAGAAGGAGGUGAUUUACCUCGGAAAGAUGUACCUGUCCAGUCAUCACAUCUGCUUCCACUCGUCUGUGCUGCUGAAGGACACCAAGGUGAUGAUCCACACGUCCAGAGUUCAGAGCAUAAAGAAGAAACACACCGCUAAGAUCGUUCCCAAUGCCAUCUCCGUCAUCACCACAGACACACACAAGUAUCUGUUCGUGUCGGUCCUGAAUCGAGAAGCUUGUUUCAGGCUGCUGCAGUCUCUCUGUCCACAGCUCAAGGUGGAGAGCAGGAAAUCCUCAACAGAAAACACUCCUGAUAUGGAGAUGGAAACAAUUUCCAGCCAGUCGAGUCUGGAGGAGAAUCACUCGAUUCGUUCGUCUCUUCAGCCAGAAGAACGGAGCAGUUUGACGCCUCACGGUGAAGACAGCAGAAAACAACACAACACAGGGGUCUCCUGGGUAACCAUGGUAACAGAGAAGGUCAGCUCCGCUCUGUCGUCCAAUGAGACGCGGAGCCUGGACAAACUGCUGCUCUUCUACGUGAUCCUCGUGAUUCUUCUUCUGCUGUCGUCGGGUUACAUCGGUCUGAGGAUCGUGGCUCUGGAGCAGCAGCUGAGCAGUCUGGGAUCCAUGCCGGAGUUCUCCUUGAACAAAGAGAACCGGGAGACAUGAAAAGAGCGUUUUAUUCUCUUCAGAGACACACAGAACAUUAAUGCUGGUCAGAUGAAGCCUGUGUGAAUCAGAGACCUCAUAAUGAUUUAUGAAUGCUGUAUAUCACAUUCUUCAUCUUUCUUUAUGUGUGUCAAUACUCAGAUUAUAAACACUGGUGUUUCCGAUCUGUCUUCAAGUAUUUCUGCUACGAAGCUCUUCCGCGCUUUGUCUGAUUACACUAUUAGAGAUGUUUAUAGUGUUUUGUAUCAUUUUCAUGUUUCGUAAUUAUAUGUGAAUAUUUAUUUUGAGCCGUGUGAAAACAAUAAAGUAUAUCUGUGAUGAG